Oppiella nova is the source of this 1206-nucleotide messenger RNA. Lineage: Eukaryota; Metazoa; Arthropoda; Arachnida; Sarcoptiformes; Oppiidae. The record is from the annotation of a GenBank genome assembly.
AUGACUACGGUAUAUAACUUCAUUGGGAAAGUCAUACUAAUCACGGGCUCUAGCAGUGGUAUCGGAGCUACAACUGCCGUGCAUUUAGCCAAAGCCGGGGCACAGGUAGUGAUCACCGGUCGAAACGCCGCUAAACUACAAUCAGUGGCCAAACAGUGUUCAGACGUAUCUCCAAACGGCGUCAAACCGUUGGAAGUGUUGGCGGAUAUCAGUACUCAAGAGGGCUGUCGACAACUGAUCGACGCGACGGUCAACCGGUUCUCACGACUCGACGUUUUGGUGAAUAACGCCGGCUUUGGACUGACGGCACGGAUCACUGAUGAGGACUACUUUGAUAAAUACAAAAGUGUUUUUCAGACUAAUUUGGAUUCAGUUAUACUUUUGACUCAACUAUCGGUCAAACAUUUAGAGGCAACCAAAGGGUCGAUCAUUAAUAUAUCGAGUUGUGCGGCCUGGAGGGCGUCGGAUACGCUCUCCUCAUACUGUAUGUCCAAAUGUGCACUGGAUAUGUUCACUAAAUGUGCGGCUAUUGACCUAGGUCGAAAGGGGAUUCGUGUUAACUCGUUAAACCCGGGUCCUAUUAAGAGCGAUAUUCUCAUAACAAUGGGUAAGAGUCAGGAGUUUUCCGACAAUUUUUGGGCGGAAUCCGGGGCUAAGAAUCCGAUCGGACGGUCGGGAGAACAGGAGGACAUCGCACGGGCUGUCAUGCAUUUGGCGUCCGAUGAAACCGCUUUCAUAACUGGUAUUAAUUAUGUGGCCGACGGAGGGUAUAUGGCUGCCAACGUGGACUUACAAAUAAUAUACCAGGAUAAGUCUGGUUUGUUAGUCAUAAACCAGAGCUCUGUCGAUGACCUCAACUCCCGACUGCCUACCGACGCCCUGAAGACCAGUUACCGAAACUUUCGGCCAAAUAUACUGAUCUCAGAGUGCGAUGCCUUCGAUGAGGACAACUGGCAAUGGGUGUCCAUUCGGGACGUGGAGUUCGAGCACCUGAAGCCCUGCGACCGGUGUGUGUUGACCACAAUUAAUCCCGACACCGGUAUCAAGAAUGGUGUCGAACCCCUACAGACAUUACGCUCUUACCGUAUGGCCACCGAUAAGCUCAAGAAAACGUACGGAACUUCACCCCUAUUUGGGACACAAAUUGGACCUAAACACGAGGGCGAGAUUUAUUGCGGCGAUGAUGUGCUCGCUGUUUAUAAAUGA